Zootoca vivipara (common lizard) is the source of this 1975-nucleotide messenger RNA. NCBI's taxonomy places the organism in Eukaryota, Metazoa, Chordata, Lepidosauria, Squamata, Lacertidae. The record is from RefSeq and is a predicted model, not a curated record.
GUCCUGAUUAAUUGCAAUAAAACCUCAAAGCAGUUGAGACGGGCGAUAGAACCCUUCCUGCUUCUUUGCGGGCUCUAAAAGAUUUCGUGCCUCCCUGAAAUUUCUACCGUCCUUUCCAAAGACUCCAAUCUACACUGCAGUACGUACGUAGUAGGAGACUCUGGACUCUGGGAAGUCACAGAAUCAUAGAAUUGUAGAGUUGGAAAGGACCUCAAGGGUCAUCUAGUUCAACCCCUUGAAAUCAGUGCCAUGUGGGGCUUAAGUGCAGAAAACUCGGGAGCUGCUGAGACUGGCACAGAGACUGACACAGAGGCAACUACCGCAGAGGUAAAGGAUUAAUCAUCUCUGAUGCUUCAAGUUUCACGAGUGAUCCUUUGGGACCUUCCCAUGAAAGGGCAGCGUCCCCGCUGUCAACCAGGCUGCUUGGAGCUCCCUCUAGCGGGGAAUGAGGCUCUCGCUCUUCGUUGCAAUCUUAUACUGUAUCUCUCUUCGCGCGUACUUUCGCUUUCUUCUUUGCUUUUUGUAGUGCGACGACCGGGAGGGAGAGGGAAUAAAAGCGAGAGAGAGAGAGUUGGACGAAGAAAAGGGUCAGAGACCAGCAAGCAAAGCCUCGGAAGAGGGAAACUGAGCUUUCCAGCAUAAAAAUCGGACAGGCAGCAGGAAAGGAGUACACCGAGAUCCACAAUGAUGGAAGACUUUGAGGUAGCCGUUUCUCAGGGCCAAUUGGCAGAUGCUGUGUCGCACGUGCUGGCAAAACCACUGCACUUUUUCAACAGCACUCCACUCAACGUUGCCGUAGUAGGAGAGCCCGGCUCCGGGAAGUCUUCCUUCAUCAAUGCCAUGUUGGGUCUUCAUGCUGAUGACCCGCGUGCCGCUGCAACCGGCAUACAGAUGACAACAUUGCAAGUCAAGGAUUACCCACACCCGACACUUCCACAAGUGAUCCUUUGGGACCACCCCGGAAAGGGAACGCCAACUUUUGGGAAGGACAAAUUUGAGAAGAAGGUUGAUUUAAAUCACUUUGAUUUCUUCGUCAUCGUCGGCUCCCAGCGCUUCCGCGCCACCCAUUCUGACCUGGUCCAUGAGAUCCAAGAUAUGGCCAAGAAUUUCUACUUUGUGCGCACCAAAGCAGACCUGGACCUGUCGGCCGCCAAGAGGCAACAGCCAUCCAACUACAAUGAAGAGAAGGUCCUCUUGCACAUCCAGGAGGACUGCAAAGAGUGCUUAGUAAGAGAAGGAGUGAGGGACCCACAAGUCUUCAUCGUCUCCAACUGGGAAGCCGACCGCUUUGAUUUCCCCCUCCUGCAGGAAACGCUGAAGAACGAUCUCUUGCGACUGAAGAGGCAAGCCUUUCUGCACCGCUUCCCUAGCAUCUGUCUGCCUAUCUUAGAGAAAAAGAAAGCCUCUGUGAAGGAGAAGAUUUGGACCAGCAGGCUUUGUUUGCUGGUCGCUCUUGGAAGCCCAGUUCCUUUCCUUCUUCCCAUAUUUCUGUUUAGUAAGUUCCGCUCCUGGUGCUUCCUAGACUUUGGCCUGAACGAUCGAUCCCUUGCAGCUCUGGCCCAGCGUGUUGGAAAGACAAGCACAGCCCUUAAAGCAGCAAUGCAGUCCCUGGGAAUGUUCUCUGCCAUUUUAUGGGUGCUGCCAGACUUGGUGGGACUCUCAGUGAUGGCUUAUGAAUAUCACCGCUGGGAGCAUUUCCCCAUCUUUGGCUGCCUUCUGUCCGGAGGGAUUUCACUUCUUCGCACCUACUUCAUGCUGCAGAAAUGCAUAUCGGGUGCUGCGGAUGACACCCAGAGGGUUCUGUCCAAAGCUCUUGAGGCAGAAGGGAAAAAGUCCAUUUAGCAGCAAAUGGAUGCACAGAUGUGGCUGCAGGGAUAGCAGUUUGCGCAAGCUUCUGUGGACUCUCAAGUCAUGUCUUGCAAACCUAGAAUUUUAUGACUAAGUGCUUUAUAUAGCAUCUGGAGAAUAAGACAGG